Dichomitus squalens LYAD-421 SS1 is the source of this 465-nucleotide messenger RNA. Its product is annotated as cytochrome P450. The annotation marks the transcript as partial. Gene Ontology annotation, molecular function: heme binding; monooxygenase activity; iron ion binding. The transcript has 4 exons. The record is from RefSeq and is a predicted model, not a curated record. Lineage: Eukaryota; Fungi; Basidiomycota; Agaricomycetes; Polyporales; Polyporaceae.
CACCUGUCGAUUGAGGCCGACGAACACAAAGGGUUCCGUAUACCAAAGCAGUCCGCCGUGGUGAUCAACCCGUGGUAUGUGGUCAAUAUUUGCCUUGCUGGCGAGGACGUUGAAGAUUACGAGGCUGCAUUUCGACCGGAACGCUUCCUCAAGGAUGGUAAACUAGACCAUAACGCUCAGGAUCCAGCUGCCAUAGUUUUCGGCUAUGGACGAAGGAUUUGUCCGGGUCGCCACUUCGCAGAAGGAUCCAUCUAUGCGGUCGUGUCGGGGAUCCUACACACCAUGUCAAUUGAAGCACCCCUCGACGAGCACACUCAGCCUAUUCGCCUCGCCGACCACGUCAAGAUGACCCACGGUGUCCUCUCAUACCCGGAGCCUUUCGAUUGCAUCAUUAAGCCUCGUUCUCCGGAAGCUGAGAUGCUGAUCCGAACAAGUUUGAGCGAAGACGACGUGACAACCCUCUAA